AUGCCUAAGCUCACAACCGAGGUGCCUACUGAUUUACAGAGGACGACCGGCGUGGCGGACGAGAUACUCGCAAAACGGGAGGAGGAGCGUGGCCGGAAGAGAGAUCAUGACAGCGAGGAUAUGGAAGGCCGCCAUGGGCACUCUCCGAAGCGAGCGAGGUCUCUAUCAUCGGAUUCCGCAAACUCGAUCUCAACAAUAUCCACCAAUCGGUCCGCGUCAGCGUCGCCAGACCGCCACAGUAAGCAUGGCUCCCAUACCAAUGGCCACCGCAGUUCAGCAUCACCACCUCAUGGUGAUACUCGAAAGAGAAGAUACAGCGACUCUUCGGACGGCUACUCCGCAAAGGGGAAAGCAGCCCCGGGCAACGUGGAAGAAGCCGUGAUUCGGAAAGGCAUGAUUCUCGAAAAAGAGACCGGCGCAGCCAGAAUGCUACCUACGACCAUUCACAAAAACGCUCUUAUCGAGAUCGAGAACCGCUACAAGGGCCUCCGCAACCAUCGCAGCCUGGACGAUCCAGGCAGGAACCCAGGGCGCGCGCAGGACCACCUCGGGAACGAAGCCUAA
Messenger RNA from Penicillium canariense, 564 nucleotides. RefSeq lists its product as uncharacterized. The record is from RefSeq and is a predicted model, not a curated record. The transcript is spliced from 4 exons. The coding region runs from base 1 to 564 and encodes 187 amino acids. Lineage: Eukaryota; Fungi; Ascomycota; Eurotiomycetes; Eurotiales; Aspergillaceae.